Molecule: messenger RNA, 897 nt
Organism: Phialemonium atrogriseum
Lineage: Eukaryota; Fungi; Ascomycota; Sordariomycetes; Cephalothecales; Cephalothecaceae
Exons: 2
Coding region: 1-897 (298 amino acids)
Source: RefSeq, a predicted model, not a curated record
AUGUCGAACCCGAACGCUCUUUUCCUCCUCGCCGACCACGUCAAACUCUCGCUCCUCGAGCGCCAGCGUGCAAAGACGCUGAAUCUGGAAAGCGAUUCCCAAGAUGGGCACAUAUCAAGGUCUCUAGAUCAACUUCGAGAUGGCCUCGAGUCACUGGCGAAGGAGCAACAGCGGCUCGAGGAAGCCGGCGAUGAGACAAAAGCAGCAACCAUCGCAGACUCGCUGCCACAACUACAGAAACAAUACAACGACCUGACCUCCCAAUUCCACGGCUUCUCCACCCCAUCAACCGCCGCCACCCUCGCCCACCCCAACGAUCCAGCCCUGGCCCCCGACUUCGCCCACGCAAUCUCCACCAAGCCCGCGGCCCGGACCAGCAGCCCCGGCGCCGCAUCCGACCAACGACCGCCCAAGAAAUCCGGCCCCAAGACCGUCCGCUUCUCCGACGCGCCCUCCGACCUCGAAGCACAAGCCGCCGCCACCGACGACGACGACCCCUCCGCCCGCACCCUCUUCGGCCGUUACCGCGACGACCCAUCGCAGUCCGGCACGCCGGGCUACCGGGACCGCGACCGCCUGGAGGCGCAGGGCCUCGACAACGUGCAGGUGCACGAGUACCACCAACAGGUGAUGGAGGAGCAGGACGCGCACCUGGACGCCCUCGGCGCCAGCCUCGGCCGCCAGCGCGAGCUGAGCAUGCAGAUCGGCGACGAGCUCGACACCCAGGUCCUCAUGCUCGACGAGAGCGAGCGCGUCGUCGACCGCCACCAGGGCCGCCUCGACCGCGCCCGCAGGCAGCUCGGCAGGGUCGCGCGCACCGCCGGCGAGAGCAAGCAGAUGGUCGCCAUCGUCGUGCUCAUAGUCGUGCUUGUGCUGCUGAUUGCGGCGUCGAGAUGA